UAUGGCGCCGGUGACACAUUUGAGACACUGUCAAAUCGGCUUGGGAUACGCCUAAAAUUUACAGUGUUGCAUGUUAAUCAAAACGAUACACAAAAUUAUCAUGUACUCGAUGUAAGACAAUCCUGGUAAGUGGGACCACAGCAGGGGUACCUGGAUUACUUGCACAAUAAAAAAUUUACAACUGUGAAAAUAAUGGAGGCUAUUGUGGAAUACAACUACGUGGCGCAAGAGCCUGAUGAGUUAACGCUGCGUAAAGGGGACAUAAUCAAAGAUAUUAAAAUAAUGCCAGGAGGAUGGUGGGAAGGCACCCUCAGAGAUAAGUGCGGCAUGUUUCCCGAUAAUUUUGUCAAGGUUUUAACACCUUCUCCAAGUGGCAAUGGCACUUUAUCAAAGAGUGACACUGAGGAGGUGACCCUGAGAAAUGGCUCCCCUGGGAGAAGAUGCUGCAAAGUUCUGUUCAGUUAUGAGCCAUGCAAUGAAGAUGAACUUGCACUGGUGCCCCAGGAUGUUGUUGAGUUUCUGGGCGAAGUGGAGGAGGGCUGGUGGAGGGGCAGACUCAGGGGACGCACCGGUGUGUUUCCGUCGAAUUUUGUUACACCACCCACACCGGACGACAGUGAUAGAGAAACUAAAGAAUUAUGCAGAGUACUUUUUCCUUAUAAGGCUAGUAAUGAUGACGAAUUGACCCUGGAUGAGGGAGAUGUUGUGACAAUUCUGUCACGUGAUGCACCUGAUAAGGGUUGGUGGAAGGGUGAAUUGAAUGGAAGAGUCGGUCUCUUCCCCGACAACUUCGUUGCAGUGAUGGGUCCCAAGCCUGAUAAUCAACAAAACCAAGAGCACUGGCAGGAGACGAGUCAGUCAAUGUCAAAAUCAGGCAGCUUGAAGAGCUCCUACACCGGCAAAAAAGGAGAGAAGGCUAAUGUACGAAAAAGCUUGGACUCCAGAGGGGCAAAUGAAAGUUCCAAAAAGGUGGCCUCCUCAGCUACUUCUACCUUAAUGUCCUCAUCGUCCACUUCAAUGUCGUCCACACAAAUGAUCAACUCAGUAACAACUAAUGAUAAGAAGUCCAUGAUUCUGACGAAUCUUAAAAGAAUGGUGGAGAAACCAGGUGAUAAUAAUGUGGAAAGUGUUGAAGGUUGUGAGAGUGGGCUGGGGGAAGAGUUGGAUGGGGUUGAGCGGGGGGAGGGUGCACCAUUGUCCCAUCUCACAGCAUCACGUGCCAAGGCACCACGGAGGCGUCUACCGUCCAGUCAACAUUUCAGAAAUCAGGGGGGAAAUAUGACUGGAGGGCUUACUUCUUCAGGACCGAAUGCUUUGGAUGAUAAUGUAACGAAUGGUACGAUAGACACAGUAGAUCAAUUCCGAGAGGAAGACAGUGAUGGAGUUGUCGGUAAAUCCCGAAGGAAAGCCCCUUGGAUAGAGGAACUGAAGCAGAACCAAUUGGAGAAACGCAAAGUCUUCCCCCCAGAGAAGCCUGAAAAGCUCGAGAGAAAGAAAGAGCAAAGGACGUCAAGACCACCAAUACCAUCCACUAUCCCCGACACAGAGAUAAAAACAGAACCGGAAAAUGUGGAGGCACGUCAGAGGGAGAAAGAUAAGGACAAGGAGAAGGAGCCGAGUCAAAGACCCGAGUCAAGUUAUCUCACAUGUCCUGUGUCACCCAAUGCUACUGGCGGCACUCCAGCCUAUGUUCCCUAUCGGCUUUACAGUCAACUGUUAGAUAGAGUAACUGCACUAGAGGAAAAGCAUACGGUAUUACAACGAACAGUUGCACAACUGUCCGAACAAUUGAGUGCAUCAACCAAUAAACAUUAAUUCCCUAUGGAAUUCCUUGAGUAUUUCUCCAACAUUCCCAACUGCGAAAUAUUUUCUCAGCAGAAUGAAACAGAAAGAUCACUAUUGGAAUUUAGCAGCUAAAAAUUUAUCUUUAUUCGUUGUCGAACAUCUAGAUGGUACUGGAUAACUGUCUACCUGUAACGCAAUUCAUACCAGUAUUUUGAUUUUACUAUUUUAACAGCUCGAUUUGUACUGUAUUUUUAAACGUAACAUUCCACAAAUCACUAGUGAUGAAAAGAUUUGUAGUAAGCUGGCACUGCCAAGUACCGGAAUUAUUUCUGUUUAUCUCGAUUCCUUCGAUUGCCAGCUAUUGAAAAAUUUUGAUAAUUGCAUUUAACGCAUUUGACACUGAUGAGAUUUAGAAGUACUUAAAGAAGAAUGUAACCCUGUAUUUUUUUGGUCGAUUGUUCAUGCGAGAUAACGAAUCCAAGAGACAUUGAAGGGGCUGUUUUAUUUGAUCAUGAUGUUGUGCCAAUGAAUUUCCUUUGGUUUCUGAAAAUAUUGAACAUCGUAAGAUAUUUUGAAUCUGUUUAUCAGGGGAUUCCAAGACUGUACAGAAUGAGCAAUAGGAAAUUAAUGAAAAAAGCGUAUAUAUUAUAUAUAAAAAUUGAAAGAAAAAUAAGAUGACUUUCAGAUGUAUUUCUGCUUUUUGUGGUUGAAAUGGUGCUAAAGUACAGUAGAAUUUAUUCACUAAAAGCGCCCUAGAUUUAAUUUACAUAAAAGUACACGCGCGGCAUUUCUAUUUUCACAUUUUUUAAAACCAAAAAAGUAAGGAACAAAAGAUAUAACUGUGACCUGAAGAAUUCAAUAUUGAAUUGGAUCCUUUAAUUGUGAUUAUUCCCUCCCAUCCACCAGUGAUUUAAUGGGCAAAGUAACAAUAAUUUUUACCUGAGUAGAAACCGAUUAUUUAUCACUAUCAUCAAUUUCAUAAUUUUUGUACUUUUAUAAUUCUACCAAAAAAAUAUACGACGAUCCAAGUUUAGUCGCAUUCAUUAUGAAAUUGAGUGGAACAUUGAUACGAUGUUCGAUGAAGUGCGUUAUACCGCGCGGUAUUGAUCAACACUUUAACAGAAACAAAACAAACGAGAGAAAACAAAGGGCAGCAUUUGCUAGUAUUUUUAUCCGUCUGAUUAUCUCUAACAAAAAAAUAACUGAAAAUAUUUAAAAUGUAAUUAAGAUGAAAUAAUUUUGUUCGAUGGUACUGUCAAAUUAAUCGUGUACUUAAUGAGCAAGAUAGAGAUUUCGACUGGAAAACGGAAAGAAACGAAAAUUACCAUAAUUUAAAAUGAUUUCAAGAGUGAAGUAAACAGUAAUACCAUGUUACAAUCAUGUAAAUAUUACUAUCAAGCGUCUCGCAUAAAUAUAAAUAUAUUUUAUUUGUUUUCAACGUUGAAAAAAAAUGUGCAUCGAGAGAGACGAAGGCCGGGAUUUCCAAAGGCCAGAAAGGAAAGAUAAAGGUUGUAAAUAUUUCAGUGAAAUAAAAUUUUCUUUACCUUAAUGUGAA
This is a messenger RNA of Diachasma alloeum, 3340 nucleotides long. Its product is annotated as CD2-associated protein. The coding region runs from base 193 to 1815 and encodes 540 amino acids. Gene Ontology annotation, molecular function: protein binding. The transcript is spliced from 7 exons. The record is from RefSeq and is a predicted model, not a curated record. Lineage: Eukaryota; Metazoa; Arthropoda; Insecta; Hymenoptera; Braconidae.